AAGAGUCAUACUUGUCCAUAUCUUUUUUUAAUGAUUAAAACAAAUGACUGCAGCUCAUUGUCUGAAAAUGAAGUAUGGUUUUGGUUUCAGAAAGCUAUGUCUGUUCCCCGAUGAUCUCAUGAUCUAAAUUUGGCCUCAUUUCUUUUUUUCAGAUUAUCUCAUGAAUCAUGUAUGGAACACAGCAGUAUGACAGUCCACCGCAGUACAGUCCACACUACAUUGUCCCGUCAAAUAUGUACACAUCCAGAAGUUUCUACUCUCAGAGAAGCGAGUAUGGCUUAUACUCUUCAGUGCCUGAUGCUCCUCAAACAGAGGGAAACCCUCAGCACUUCUAUAGAUGGUUCUCCCCACCUGGCAUCGUGAAAAUGAUGGAGGGACUGGUGGCUCUGCUCUGUUUUGUUAUUUUUGCCUGUGUUGCUUCUACUCUAGUUUGGGACAUGCACGGCUAUGAGGGAAGCAUCGGGGCGUUCGUUGCUGGAUCUGGAGGCUAUGGGAUGGGGUCUGGGUACUAUGGAGGAACCUAUGGCUAUCAGAGCUCUUAUAUGACACCCUACUCAGCAAAAUCAGCCAUGAUCUCCAUGGCAGCCCUUAAUUUUGUUGCAUCUUUGGCAAUCCUAGUGGUUAGUUUCUCAAAGACAUGGUGUGUACAUGGAAAAACGUUUUACUUGACAGUUCUAGUGGUGGAUGUGGUUCUGGCGAUUCUACAGUGUAUUAUAGACAUCAUAUUUGUCAUUGGGGUAAAUCCCAUGGCCCAGAGUUCACAAAGCAUCAUGUACAACCCCAUCCUGAUGAUGUGUCAGACCUCAUUAGGGACUCCCAGCAUCAGCGCUGGAGUUGGGACAGGCUUCCCAGGUGCAUAUCCGUCCUUUAAUCGAUAUCUCUAUCACUACUGCUUCAUGGAUCCCGAGGAGGCUGCAGCUCUGGUAUGUGGACUGUUUGUCAUGAUUGCCCUGGUUGUUGCAGCCUAUUUUGCCUAUAAGACUCGAAGCAAAAUAUGGCGCCAUGGCAAACCUAAUAUCUACUGGGAGGAACCACCUGUCCUCAGAAUAGACAGGAGCCAAAAUGCACAAAACUGGCAAGGCACUCAAUACACCCCCACUGUGGUUUUAUCAGAGAAGGCUUCCCCUCAUCUGAAAGCAGAGAAUAGCUUCACAUCCUACACUGAGGGAACAGUGAGCGUCUACAGCGAGGGUGCAUGCAAAAGCAGUGUGUAUUCUGAGAAUGCGAACGGUUGCUCCCCAGAGCCGUUGUACCAGAGUCGGUGGAUGAGCUCCAACACUGUGGAGGAGGUUGAAGUGCAGAGCAGCUCGGUGCAGGAGAAACCUGAAACGUACGAGGUGGAGGACGUGCUCUGUGAGACGGGCCACACCACUGGUGGAGAUUCGGCCACUGAAUCAGACACAUUUGAGUUGGAGGACUCUCAUUCAGAAAUUACAACCGAUGAAGAGCGCAGACAGUACAAGAAACAGUUUGAUAUCUUCCUCACUGAAUACAAGAACCUCUGUGCAGAAAUGGAUGAUAUCAGUGAUCAAAUGAAUGAACUGAGCCGAGAACUGGACACACUCCACGAGGAAUCCACCAAGUUCCAGGCUGUGGCUGAUGAAUAUAAUCGACUCAAGGAUCUGAAGCGGUCUCCAGAAUACCAGGCUAUGAAGCUCCGGUGUAAAACACUGAGGCAGGAGCUGUGUCAUAUCAAACAACUGGUGAAAAAUUAUGACAGAAGCUUUGCAAGAAGAGAGAAGACUAAUAUCACUGAUCACCAGGAUUUCUUUGUCUAAAACUGUACACAUGAUGAAUGCAUACACUUUAUACAUUACAAACGGUGUUGAGUGAGUUGUGUCUGUAAAGUUGCAGGAGUUGUAAAAUUAUUUCUUUACAGUUUGUAUAUAAAACUCCUAAAUAAAAUCUUUCCAUUGUAAUUUGAUAGGUAAAUGACAAAAAAAAAAGCACUCACCAGCACACAAUUCAAUGUAUGAUUCUCUUGUUUAAUCAAGCGGUCAUACACAAAUAUUUAUAAAGACAAAGAUAUUAAAAUGAAAACUGUACAUGUUGCCGUUUGGAUGCAUUUAUGUAUAUUAGACCGCCUGAUACGUUUCAAGGCCUAAAUAUGAGGUAAUAUUAGUCAUUCACAUGUAUGACAAGGCUAGAAAACGUACAUCUCACAACAAGAGCCAAAUACAACAUGCGGUCACCUGUGAAACGCCACACCAGAGCACUGCUCCACGAAAGACAAAACAGGCAAUGCCAGUUUCUUACCGAAAACAUAACAGACAGAUCCAGUCACUCCUCUUUAGUGUAAAGUGAGCAAGCUCAAGUGUGCUGAUAAAUUUAAAAACUGACCCAGCUGUGAAUGACAAAGUCCGUUUAAGUCUCAACAGACUGUAGAGGUAUUUCUUUUGGUCAACAUACAUAAUGUGACUAUUACCAGUUUAGCAUUAACUGGUAAGUGAAAAAACAAAACAAAAAGAAUAGCAGAAAAGCAGAUUAGAAACCAGCAGUAUGUCGAUGAACAACUUGCAUUAAGAAAGUUCACUGGUUUUUCCAUCUUAAAAAAAAAAAAAAAGCAUGACUACUUCAUUUGUCAUCUAGCUCA
This is a messenger RNA of Carassius auratus (goldfish), 2593 nucleotides long. RefSeq names its product occludin-like. Gene Ontology annotation, molecular function: cis-regulatory region sequence-specific DNA binding. The record is from RefSeq and is a predicted model, not a curated record. Gene Ontology annotation, biological process: positive regulation of transcription elongation by RNA polymerase II; bicellular tight junction assembly; snRNA transcription by RNA polymerase II. NCBI's taxonomy places the organism in Eukaryota, Metazoa, Chordata, Actinopteri, Cypriniformes, Cyprinidae. Gene Ontology annotation, cellular component: transcription elongation factor complex; membrane; bicellular tight junction. Bases 168 to 1778 code for a protein of 536 amino acids. The transcript is spliced from 7 exons.